Messenger RNA from Tupaia belangeri chinensis (Chinese tree shrew), 2676 nucleotides. It is a transcript of the gene FAM149A, whose product is annotated as family with sequence similarity 149 member A. NCBI's taxonomy places the organism in Eukaryota, Metazoa, Chordata, Mammalia, Scandentia, Tupaiidae. The record is from RefSeq and is a predicted model, not a curated record.
UUCCGAGGUCAAGGCAUGAAGCUUGCUGUGUUGGACCUCGGGUCUCUCUUUGCCAAAAUCUUCAAGUCCACGACGGCGCCUCCCGCUGUCCCUUCGCCUGUUGCCUCCUCCAGUAAAAAAGCCGCCGCAGGGGCACCAAGCUCGGGCGCUAGCACUCCGCUCAGCGCUGCCCCGACCUUGACCCUCCUGCCGGUCCUGGCUCCCGCCUCCCCCACGACCUCCCGCGGGGCGCCCGCCCAGCUGCAGCCUCUGCUCACCGCCUCCCACCCCAGGGUCUCUGCCGCCAGCCGCCAGGCAGAAGCAGGAGGGACCCCAUCGUUGCUCAGUAGCCCGAGAGCAACCACAGUCGCGGGCGCCUCGAGCUGCAGCAGCAGUUUUGUCGGGAGCCCACGGAACUCUAUCCAGCCUGGGCCGGGAGAGCGAGAGCCCAGCGCUUGGAUGCCCCAGGGGCCGGGCCCCAAAACCCUGUUCUUCACUCUGCCGGACAUCGGCGAGGAGUGGACCUCGGGCAGCAACGGCUCCGAGGAUGGCGGAGAAGGAAAAGGACUGUCAGAAGGAUCUAAGAAGCACAGUUUCAUUGUGAAAAGCAAAGACCCCUUACCUACGCAUUUUACAAGAAAUGUGCAGAAAGCCAUCGAUAAAUACACCUGUGAGUCCCUGUCAUCACUUUCAUCCAGCGGAAGCCGCACACCCACGGAAGCCCACAGCUCUUGGCCUGGGUCUGCCACACCCAGUUCUGCCACUGGCUUGUCUACUGAGAGGAGCUCUGUUUAUUCUUGGAGAGAUGACGAAUUUGACAGAGCCAAUGCACAGAAAGUGCAGCAGUUAUUUUGGGAAGUCGAGGAAAUGUUAUUUGAAGGGAAAGUGAGCCCCCAGACCCAGAACCUACAGGCUGAAUGCAGUGAGUGGACAAGCAGAUCCCUCCACCUGAGAGUAUUAGGAAGACAGCUGAUCCUGCCAGCUGAUGAGGGGUUCCAGCACUUCCAGGGUAGUCUGCCCGGUUCUGCUGUCUGCAGACCCUUACGUGACGCCUGUGAGCACCACGGCCACCGCAGAGGGCUGUGUGUCUCUGGCUCCCAGGUAGUCCCAGCAGCCCUCCCCGCCUCUGCCCUGCCAGGCCCCGAUGGCACAGGGAUCGCCGACCUCACACCACGCUCAUCCCUGGAGGAAGAGGUUUACGACAUGGAUGGAAAGAUUGAAGAAUAUUUUGCUUUCGACAGAAAAGAAGAUGAUGAGGCAUGUCCUGAACAGACGCCAGCUCAUCGCCGUGGAAAGUGGCAGAAACAUGGACUUCCUCCCGUUUCCCCUCAUGACUGCAUCAAAGAUGCGGUGGUGUCCGAAGUGUUUGAUCAUGUCUGGAAAAAUGCGGUAGAAAUAUUGGAGGAACUGAUUAGAAAAAAGUGGGAAACUACACUCACAGAAAUUAAAAAACAGAAAGAAAAGUUGAAAGUAGCUGAAAAUAAACCUGCAAAUACACUCCUUUCCCGUAUUAACGCCGACGUUUUAAGUGUUCCCCCGUCCAGAAGUUCUGAAACUCGCAGCGUAUCUCUAGCUUCUCAUCUGAAUCCACCCCAGAUUCCUCGCUUCUCCAGCAAUUUUUAUAGUGAUUUGAACGGCGUGAUGACAAUUCAAGCAAAACCACUUCAGCAGAGACCUACCUAUUUUGCAGACAGAACCCAGAAUGAGCAAGAAGACAAAUCAUUGGGCACUGGGGGCAAUGCUCUUUUCUCUGCACGCCACCGACUGGGACGAAUCUUAGAUACUCGAGGAUCACAGACUUCCGCGAAGAAAACACCGGUGCAUAGGAGAUUGCCGUCUCUUGCUUCAGAGACACAGAGAAUAAAGACCCCUAAUGUGUACAGUGAUGAAGUUCUUAGGGGAACAAAACUACAAACUGGCACGGACCACGCGUCCUCCCCUGCAGCUCCAACCACCCGGAGCAGGUUUCCUCCAAUAGGCCCAGAGACCGGGGAGCAACACCCAGCAAUUCCCGGAUCCCGCCCUGUUUCUUACAGAGGAAGAUACCCACAAAGCCGUGUGCUAAGUGCAAUGCCUGACAGCAUUGAGCGAUCACCUCUUCGAGAAAGAACUAUUGCCCUGGAGCAGUUUUCAAGGCCCAGUACAACACAGACAUUCCGGUCGGAUACACCUCGGAAAGCUUCGUUGACCCCCGUGGAAUUUGCUGGUCACACCUGGACAGGUCAAAGUAUUUUGACAGGUUCACAAUAUCAGCUGAAAUCUUUUCAGAGGACAACUUUGACUUCAAGAAAGAGAUUCCAAGUGGCAUCUUGAUAUUACUCCACCAGAACUGCGACUCUUCUUGGGUACCCAAAGUCUCGGGAUGCCAUUUGUCACUCGAACAGUGGAAGAACAAGUAUUAUACCAUUUAUCUGUCUGUCUGACAGUCUAUUAGACUACGUGAGAAAAACGCAAGCAAAUGAGCAACUUAAUUUAGAACCCUUUGCAGUGUAAAGAGAAUCAAAGUCAAACUCCCUGAAUUUUUUUUACUGGAAGCAUUUCUGAAGUUCCUUAGACUUUGCUCAGAAGACCUUAAUAUGUGUUUGCAAUACAUUGUUCUAUCAGUUACACACAUAAUACAUACGAUUGUGUAUGUGUACUCACACAAGUUAAUAUGUAAGAGUAUAUUAUCUAUAAAUAUACCAUUUUGUAACUUCG